Messenger RNA from Aspergillus steynii IBT 23096, 1613 nucleotides. RefSeq names its product tyrosinase family protein. The coding region runs from base 6 to 1613 and encodes 535 amino acids. Gene Ontology annotation, molecular function: oxidoreductase activity. The record is from RefSeq and is a predicted model, not a curated record. The transcript has a single exon. Lineage: Eukaryota; Fungi; Ascomycota; Eurotiomycetes; Eurotiales; Aspergillaceae.
CCAUCAUGUCUAACGCACGUCGCUCUCUCGCGGACCUCCAGGAUGACUACAACAAAGGAAGCCGCGAACCACUCGACAAGUUGGUUAAGGCUUUUGUCCACAUCCAGAGCCUAAAGCCCGAUGACCCCAACUCUUUCCAAGUCAUCGCCGGUUACCAUGGCGAGCCCUUCCGUGACAAUACACCACCCAGUUCUCAUGAGGAUGGAUGGUGGGGAGGAUACUGUUUUCAUGGCUGUGUCCUCUUCCCAACCUGGCAUCGUGCCUAUCUCCUUCGCCUAGAGCGUGCUCUUCAAACCGCUCCUGGAUGCGAAGAUGUCAUGCUUCCUUUCUGGGAUGAGUGUUCCAUAACGGGAGAUUCCACGGGUGCCAAUAUCAUCCCAGAGGUUCUCACCUGGGUGAAGUACCCGUUGGAUGGCAAGCAAAUUCCAAAUCCACUGUACUCUUUCAAACUGCAAGCCAAGCUUGAUGAUGAUGCUAGUGAUAAGAACAGAUAUACCAAGCCAGAGGGGUACGAAACAGUUCGCUACCCCCUUUCGGGCCUGGUUGGGACUGCAGAGGAUCAGGAGGAAACGACUGCGCAUAAUGCGCUGUACCCGGAUCCGGAUGAAUGCACGAAAUAUCUCAACGAGAAUGUCUCGAACUGGCUGCUCAAAGGCCCGAAUAAGGACACGCUGGCUGUCCUCACUCAAUACAAGCGUUGUCUCCAGGUGCCAGACUAUACUACUUUCUCGAAUACGGAGUCCGCCAAGCACAAAAUGACGACCCGGGAAAAGCAAAAGAACCCGCAAUAUGUUGUACCAUUGGAGAGUCCACAUAACGCCAUUCAUCUCGCCGUCGGGGGGUUUUACGACCCGGGUGAUGGGAAUAUAAACGAUGGUGAAAUUCCCGGUGCGAACGGCGAUAUGGGCGAAAACAACACCGCAUCCUUCGAUCCGAUUUUCUAUCUUCACCACUGCUUUGUCGACUAUGUCUUCUGGCAAUGGCAAAAGAGACACGAGGCCACCAAGGGUUUUGAAAUUAAUGAGAAGGAUCCCGGUGCCAAGGUCCCUCCUGGAGGCAUGGUUAAUUUGCCAGCGGGUACUGUGCUGACUAUGGAUUCUCCCUUGGAGCCCUUCGUCAACCCCAAGUCCAGCGCGGGAAAUCUAUAUACUUCCAAGGACCUUGUCGACAUUGAAGCCCUGGGAUAUACAUAUGGCCCCGGGUCCCUAGACGAGGUGGAUGUGCCCUCUGGGCCAGAUGUUCCCAACCGCCUGUUCGCUGUUUCGAACAUCAACCGAGCCGAUUACGAAGGAUCCUUUGUGAUUCGCACCUAUGCCACGACUGACCAUCUGGAGAGUCAAGACAUAACUGUGUCGGUCGAAGUCGGUCGAGAGCCCAUCCUAAGUCGCUGGAACAUCGAAAACUGCGCAAACUGCCAAAACCACCUUGAUGCUGUUUCUUUCAUCCCAAUUAGCCAGGAAAUGCUUGACCUCCUACUCGGAGAUGACCAGCAGGGUGAUCUCACCCAGAAAAUCAGGUUCCAUGUGGCUAUACAGAACCAUAAAAGGGUUUUCAAGGUUCCGCAUAGUGAGCUUGGGGCUCCUGGUAAACCAGCUCUGGAGCAUUUGACUUAG